Messenger RNA from Plasmodium yoelii, 1743 nucleotides. RefSeq names its product AAA family ATPase, putative. Gene Ontology annotation, molecular function: ATP hydrolysis activity; ATP binding. The coding region runs from base 1 to 1743 and encodes 580 amino acids. The transcript has 7 exons. The record is from RefSeq and is a predicted model, not a curated record. Gene Ontology annotation, cellular component: nucleus; chromosome. Gene Ontology annotation, biological process: reciprocal meiotic recombination; meiotic recombination checkpoint signaling. Lineage: Eukaryota; Apicomplexa; Aconoidasida; Haemosporida; Plasmodiidae.
AUGAAUAUUAAUGAAGAAAAAAGGAUUCCGUUAUGUUGUGAAAUUUGCAUAAAAAAUGAAAAAGAUAUAUCAAAUGAAAUAAUAAAAGUAGCAGCACACAAAUGGCUGUUUUCGCUCGGAAUAACAAUAACUUUAGGUCGACAUGAUCCAAAUAAGAUAAUGUGUGAAAAAUUAAGUAAUUAUUGUGAAUAUAUAGUUAUUGAGCCAGCUGUACCUAUAAAAAUUGUAAAGGAAUAUAACGAAAAUUGUGAAAAUAAUAUUUAUGGGACAUUAUACACUACACAUUACUCAGUUUAUGAAACCAAUUCACAUAUAAAUAUAAAUGAUAAUAAAAAAGAUAUAGACAAUAUAAAUAUAUUAAAUUCUUAUGAAAAAAAAAAUUAUGAAAAUAUAUAUAAUGAUAAUAAUUUAAAGUUAAAAAAACAAAAUACUUCAAAUGGGUUUAAUACAAGCAAUUUAGUUAGUUCUCUUGCUACAACACAAAGUAUUGCCUAUUCAUUUCCUAUGGUUAAUGAUAUAAAAAAUAAAGACACCAUAAAAUAUCCGUCUAAUUUAUUAUUUACUGUACCUAUUAUAGGUGAAAAAUCAAUAUCUUCCAUGGAAGAAGAUCCAAUAAUUUUACCGAAUUUUUGUUGUGUAGUAAAUGUAGUUACAUAUUAUAAAAAUGAUGAUUUUAUGGAAGAACAAUUUAAUGAACCAAGUGAAAAUGAAGAUGAAGAAAAAAAAAAUAUUCCAAUUUAUGCUCAAUAUAUAUUACCACAUCCACGUUUUCAUAAAUUAUGGGAUAGUUUAUACUAUGAAGAAAAUAUAAAAAGAGAUUUACUCGAAUAUGUAUCUGCUUUAAUGUUAUUUGCAUCGAAAAAAAUUGAUUGCAAUUUAAUCAAUUAUAAUCAUCUAGUCUUGUUAUAUGGCCCUCCAGGCACAGGGAAAACAUCUUUGUGUAAAGCCCUAGCCAAUAAAAUAUGUAUUCGUUUAUCUAAUAUGUACACAACAGGAAUAUUGAUAGAACUAAAUGCUCAUACACUGUUUUCAAAAUGGUUUAGCGAAUCUGGGAAGCAAGUAUUAAAAUUAUUUAAUAAAAUUAAAAAAAUUAUUAAUGAAUAUGAGGAAAACGAUGUUUUUAUAUGCUUAUUAAUUGAUGAAGUCGAAAGCUUAUCAGCUGAUAGAAAAAAAUCUAUGGAUGGAACAGAACCUUCAGAUAGUAUAAGGGUUGUUAAUACAUUAUUAACACAAAUAGAUUCUUUAAAAUAUUAUAAUAAUACUUUAUUGCUAACUACAUCUAAUAUAUCAGAAAUGAUUGAUGAUGCUUUUAUUGACAGAGCUGAUUUGAAACAGUUCAUUGGAUUACCAAAUGAAGAGUGCCGAUAUGAAAUUUACAAGGACUGUAUAGGCGAAUUAAUCGAAAAAGGAAUAAUUAACUAUUGCUCCAAAAUCCCAAGUUACCAAAGAAUUACGAAAUUGUUAAAAAAUGAAAAGGAAAAAUCCAAAGACGAAUAUGUAUAUGGGAGUAAAUUAAUGGAGUGCGCUAAAAUGAGCAGUGGGUUUAGUGGACGAUGUUUGAGAAGGAUCCCAUUUCAAGCUUAUGCUUAUUUUUGCCAAGCUACCCUGCGCUUUUACAAUUCGACAAAUAAUAAUGACCACAAUGUUUUAAUUUCUUUGAACGAUUUUUUGUUGGCACUUCAUAAGGCCGUCCAAAAGGAACUUAUGUGUAAAGAUAUAUUACUUGAUCAAAAAAAUAAAUGA